AUGGUUAGAUAUAUCGGAAAGUUAGAUAAUACGAGGGCGAAGGAAAUGUUUAUUUCCGGCAACGAUGGUCGUGUGCUUAGUAGUGCAGCUUUUGGUUACUUCACUAAAACAGAGAGAAUAAGCAUAGCCCAAAGACUAAGUGAUUUCAUGGGCCUUAUUCCAUCACUUCACACUUUCUUUAAGGAUUUUAAGAUCAUUAAGAGCUACUCGCACUGCUUAAAGCGGCUCUUCUCCUAUAUCGACUACUUAAUUGCAAGGACAAUGGGAUAUAUAUUCCACCCCCCACUAAUUACUGAUUCUAAUCAAGCUACCUUCUAG
This is a messenger RNA of Penicillium pulvis, 318 nucleotides long. RefSeq lists its product as uncharacterized. The transcript has 2 exons. The coding region runs from base 1 to 318 and encodes 105 amino acids. NCBI's taxonomy places the organism in Eukaryota, Fungi, Ascomycota, Eurotiomycetes, Eurotiales, Aspergillaceae. The record is from RefSeq and is a predicted model, not a curated record.